CGGAAGCCCCGCCCCUGCAGCUGUCACCGCAACAGUCACGCCUCCCGUUUUGCCGGUUAACUUAUAACUUCUUUGUUGUUUUAUUCAGCUCAAUAUAUCUCUUCCAAAUCAGAAGCAUGUACUCCACACACGAUGAAUAUGUCAAACCGUGGUGAAUUGAGUUGAAAUUAGAGCACAAAGAGGCGGUGAAGCUGGGGGUUUAGCGCCAAGUUAAAUCCACUCCUCUCUGACGUUGAUGCUUCAAGUCAUCUGUUCUUCUGUGCAAGGCGCCAGCUCAGAGGAACUAGCCCGGCCUGGAGACACACACACACUCGCACAGACAGCACCCCGAGUUCGAACAACAGGCGGUGAAGUUACACAUCCCUCGUAUUUCUUUUCUAGACGUGGCUAAGAGUGAACUUCAAGGACAGAAUCUUGAGGUUUACUCCCAAACUGACACACAUCCCUCAGAGUAUAAUGCGAGGACAACGGGAAGAGACAGAACCGAGGUCUGUUGCUCCCAAGGCACCCGAAGAAACUACAGUGCGACCGAGAAAGAGGAAGGCAGAUGUUGCCAUUUAUUUACAAGAUCUGGAUGAGGAGGUCGCAGAGAUGACGAAGAAGAAGCAGCAGCGUGAAUGUGAGCUGGGCUGGCGUCCUGAUGCUGGGUACACAAGCCCACAGAGGUGGAUUCCCACACCUGAUCAGGAAGAGAUUGCCCUGAUAAACGCAGGUUUCCCCCACUACAACUUUAACAACGUAUUUGUAACACCGGUGCGUUGCGCCCCGCUUCCUGCGUUGUGCUGGGCCAGUAAGGAUGUGGUAUGGAACAACAUGUUGGAGAAGGAUAAGACCUACACCAGGGAUGUCCAUGUGAUGGAGAAACAUCCUCAUCUGCAGCCCAAGAUGAGGGCAAUUCUCCUGGACUGGCUCAUGGAGGUGAGUGAAGUGUACAAACUGCACAGGGAGUCGUACCACCUCGCUCAAGACUACUUUGAUCGCUUCAUGGCCACACAGAGAAACGUCUUCAAAUCAACGCUGCAGCUCAUAGGCAUCACCUGUCUCUUCAUCGCUGCCAAAGUAGAGGAGAUGUAUCCUCCCAAGGUCCACCAGUUUGCCUACGUUACAGAUGAAGCCUGCACUGAAGAUGAGAUUCUCAGUAUGGAAAUCAUUAUUAUGAAGGAGCUGAAGUGGAGUCUCAGCCCUCAGACUCCCAUCUCCUGGCUCAAUGUUUACAUGCAAGUGGCCUACCUGAAAGAGACAGACGAGCUGCUCAUCCCCAAAUACCCCCAGACUACUUUUACACAAAUUGCAGAGUUGUUGGACCUGUGUAUGCUCGAUGUGCGUUGCCUUGAGUUUUCUAAUGGCAUCCUCGCUGCUUCAGCCCUGUUUCACUUCUCUUCUCUGGAGCUGGUGGAAAACGUCUCAGCUCUGAAGAGGGUGGAGGUAGAGGAGUGCGUGAGGUGGAUGGUGCCAUUUGCCAUGGCGCUGCGGGAGGUCGGUGGCUCGUCCAUGAAGACUUUCACGGGAAUCCCUGCAGAUGACAUGCACAACAUCCAGACCCAUGCUUCCUACAUUACGUGGCUGGACAAGGCCAGCUCUUACCAGGAUGCAGAAUUGAAGCAGCACGGCAACUGUCCGGUACCUUCCGGCGUCCUGACCCCCCCCCAAAGCAGUGAGAAAACUGAAGAGUUGGUCCGAGUGGAUACCGCAGUGCUGAAAAUCAGGCCCAGGAUUGGUGCUCCAUCCGUGCAAUGCCGCCUCAAAAGUAGUGAAGCAAACACUGAAACUGACAAGACGGCAAUUGCUAAUUAGAUUUAUUUUUUUACAUCAUAGUUGAAAGAGGAAGAAAAGCAACUCCACUGUGUUGACUCUGAACAGCAACACCCUUGCAGAUGGAUUUUCACUGGGGAGUCAUUGAUGGAAAUGGUAUUUUCUCCUAAGUCAUGGUGAUUCCUUGGAUCCAGAUGCUUUUUAAAUGUCUCUGUAGUGGGUGCAUGCAGGGACUUUGACUAAAUUGGGGAAAACACUGACACACAGCGAGGAUAGUUUGGAUGGGCCCCUAUCCCCACAGGAAUCUUACCUAUUUAAACCUUCAGUUUAGAUGAAAUCGCAAAGGGCUGUACAGGAUGGGACGGCUCCAGAGUUUCUCUUUUUGAAUAUCAUUGCACCCAAAUGGUUGCAUUAAUUACCAACCAAACCUACGUGGCAUGGUUGUCGUUUUUUAUUUUCUAUGCAGAGGCCAAAUUGAAUGGACAUUUUUAUGGUUUCUCUACUUGAUUUUAGAGUUUGUGUGGGUGGGUGUGUGUGUGUUUUUGUGCUGUUUUGAUAUUAGUGGCCUCAUUCGCCCAAAAACUAUUCCUAGGGUCAUAUUUGGCUCUCUGUGCUGCUAUAAAAGUGGGCUUUGCAUGAUGGAGGGGGGAGUGUGAGUUUGUGUGUGUGUGUGUGUGUGUGUGUGUGAGAGAGAGAGAGAGAGUGAGAUGAAUGGCGUGUUGCUCCUGUUUUAUGUUUCUACUCAACGCCAUUUUGUCAGACAAAGCAUGGCCAUGUUUUGCGUAGGGACCAGUAGCUUGGCUACCUAAAUGGAGUGAACCAGCCAGGCUUUAGAAGCUAAAGUAUUGAUUGUAUUUAACUUUUGUUUUUAUCUCAACCUGCGGUGUGUUUCCCCACCACCAAAAUGUAAAUCUAUUUGAUGUUUUAAAAUAAAAUGCUGCUACAUAUUUUCCAUUAAAGACCAUUUCUGAGGACUUUUAAUUAAACAAAAUGUUAUACAUUUUCA
This is a messenger RNA of Etheostoma spectabile (orangethroat darter), 2758 nucleotides long. RefSeq names its product cyclin E1 (gene ccne1). The transcript has 12 exons. The coding region runs from base 457 to 1794 and encodes 445 amino acids. The record is from RefSeq and is a predicted model, not a curated record. Lineage: Eukaryota; Metazoa; Chordata; Actinopteri; Perciformes; Percidae.